This is a messenger RNA of Cooperia oncophora, 360 nucleotides long. The record is from the annotation of a GenBank genome assembly. NCBI's taxonomy places the organism in Eukaryota, Metazoa, Nematoda, Chromadorea, Rhabditida, Trichostrongylidae.
AUGACUCACUGCGAGGUUUCGGCGGACAAGGAGGUUUCGGUGGGCCAGGCGGCAUGCGCCCACCUGCUCCAGGUUUCGGACCAGGCGGUCGUCCAGGCGUUCGGUGGACCAGGCGGCAUGCGCCCACCUGCUCCAGGUUUCGGACCAGGCGGUCGUCCAGGCUUCGGUGGACCAGGCGGCAUGCGCCCACCUGCUCCAGGUUUCGGACCAGGCGGUCGUCCAGGCUUCGGUGGACCAGGCGGCAUGCGCCCAGCUGCUCCAGGUUUCGGACCAGGCGCUCGUCCAGGCGGCACCAAUCUUGGGCAAACGCCAAUGCCAAUCAGGAGAGCUAGGAAUGUGCAGGCGUUAAUGGCUUGUUAA